CAAAUUAUGACAUCGACAUCUAAAGGAAUUUUCCGGCCAUUUUUUAUUAUCUUCAUCAUCCUUGGUUGUUUCAUGGCACUUAUAUUAAUUUAUAUCAAACCAACAAAUAGCUGGAUCUCUGGUCCUAUAGAAUCAGCCAGUUCAGUUCUGAAAAUGAAGAGCUUUUUUUCUUCCAAAACUGAUAGUCUUAAUGAAACUACCAUUUUGAUCUGGGUUUGGCCAUUUGGUCAGACAUUCGAUCUAACAUCCUGCCAAACAAUGUUCAAUAUCCACGGGUGCCAUCUGACUAUUGACCGCUCCCUAUACAACAAAUCCCACGCUGUUCUCAUUCAUCACAGGGACAUCAGCUGGGAUCUGACAAAUUUACCUCAGCAAGCCAGGCCACCAUUCCAGAAGUGGAUUUGGAUGAAUUUGGAGUCUCCAACUCAUACUCCACAGAAGAGUGGCAUUGAACACCUCUUUAACCUGACCCUGACUUAUCGGCGUGAUUCAGAUAUUCAGGUGCCUUAUGGCUUCAUGAUGGUUGGGACAAGUUCCUUUACAUUUGAAAUGCCAAGCAAGGAAAAUUUGGUCUGUUGGGUGGUUAGUAACUGGAACCCUGAGCACGCUCGAGUCAAGUAUUACAAUGAGCUUAGCAAAUACAUUGAAAUCCAUACGUAUGGACAAGCCUUUGGAGACUAUGUCAAUGAUAAGAACUUGAUUCCUACUAUCUCCUCUUGCAAAUUCUACCUUUCCUUUGAAAAUUCCAUCCACAAAGAUUACAUUACUGAGAAACUUUACAAUGCUCUUCUGGCUGGAUCAGUACCAGUUGUUCUGGGCCCUUCCAGAGAAAACUAUGAGAAUUAUAUUCCAGCAGACUCUUUCAUACAUGUGGAAGAUUUUCUCUCACCCCGAGAGCUGGCAGAGUACCUUCUGAUGCUCGACAAAAAUAACAAGAUGUACCUUAGUUAUUUCAACUGGAAGAAGGAUUUCUCAGUGCAUCUUCCUAGGUUCUGGGAAUCACAUGCAUGUCUUGCUUGUGAUCAUGUGAAAAGACAUCAGGAAUACAAGUCCAUUGGAAAUUUAGAAAGAUGGUUUUGGAACUAA
Calypte anna (Anna's hummingbird) is the source of this 1086-nucleotide messenger RNA. It is a transcript of the gene FUT9, whose product is annotated as fucosyltransferase 9. Lineage: Eukaryota; Metazoa; Chordata; Aves; Apodiformes; Trochilidae. The transcript has a single exon. Gene Ontology annotation, molecular function: alpha-(1->3)-fucosyltransferase activity. Bases 7 to 1086 code for a protein of 359 amino acids. The record is from RefSeq and is a predicted model, not a curated record. Gene Ontology annotation, cellular component: membrane.